Messenger RNA from Scophthalmus maximus (turbot), 996 nucleotides. RefSeq lists its product as uncharacterized. The transcript is spliced from 4 exons. NCBI's taxonomy places the organism in Eukaryota, Metazoa, Chordata, Actinopteri, Pleuronectiformes, Scophthalmidae. The record is from RefSeq and is a predicted model, not a curated record. Bases 232 to 996 code for a protein of 254 amino acids.
CCUAGACCCGACCCCCAAAAUGUCGGAAAACGCCGUCUCCAAGGUCAGCAGGGUGAAGACAUUCAUCCUAUACAUGGCCAACAACCGGAGCCGCUUGUCUGACUGGCUGUUUUUGGACGACAUGUCCAGGAUCCUUGGGUGAGUGACAAUGUCAUUACAAUUUCGUUUGUACAUUGAAAGAUUUCCGCUCUCUCUUCAAAUAGUUGGGCCCGCAGUGUGGUGGAAGGCGGGAUGACCAUUGCCACUGCAAAGUUUUAUCUGCAGAAUGCCCUGCAUUUUGCGAGGUUCAUGGUCGGGAUCCCCCCAAAGACAUGCCGCCUCACUCGGGUGCAGUUCGCCUCCAUCGAGAGGGAACUGAAGACGGGGGUGAGGUCGCUGCAGCGCAGGGUGGUGGUCCACCAGAUGUCCACCAAGCGGCUAAAAAUAAGUAAGCUGCCGUCCCGCCAGGCCCUGAGGGGUUGCCUCUCUGCCGCUGCCGUCGCCAUCCCACAGCUACUGGGCGAACUCGAGGCCAAAUUCGACAACGCCACCCGCUUCCUCUACUACGGCUACCAGUGCGCAUAUUGGAGCUGCCUGUUCAGGCACAGGCCGGGGGUCUAUGCCAACAUGACGGACAACGAGGUGGAGGAGGCAAAGACCCUCGGCCAGGAUCGGGGCUACCUGCUUCACAUAAAAGAACACAAGACAAACAGAACAUUUGGGGAGGCCCAGAUGUUUCUCAACCCGGCAGAGUUCGCGUGGAUGGCCGUGAAGAAAAGCCUCCCCGAUGCAAACCAGUUUGUGCUCUACACUAAGGGCAAGGGGCCCUCCAAAAACCUCAACGGGAACCUACAGUCAGCCUGGAAGGACAUGGGGUUGGCGGGGGUGAUUAAUUUCACCCUCAUUAGGAUGGCCGUGGCUACUUAUAUCCAAAACAAAGGAAAAAGGUCGCAGACUUUGUGUCACGACACCAGAAUGGCCGACAAGUACUACGUGGCCGACCCUGACCACUGUUAG